This is a messenger RNA of Aspergillus mulundensis, 2124 nucleotides long. Its product is annotated as translation termination factor GTPase eRF3. Gene Ontology annotation, biological process: nuclear-transcribed mRNA catabolic process, deadenylation-dependent decay; translational termination; translation. The record is from RefSeq and is a predicted model, not a curated record. Gene Ontology annotation, cellular component: translation release factor complex. Lineage: Eukaryota; Fungi; Ascomycota; Eurotiomycetes; Eurotiales; Aspergillaceae. The transcript has 2 exons. Bases 1 to 2124 code for a protein of 707 amino acids. Gene Ontology annotation, molecular function: translation release factor activity; GTPase activity; GTP binding.
AUGGCUAACCAGACUCCCGACUCCUGGGAGGAUGAACUCUCCCGGCAGACCGAGGGCGUUAACCUGAACGCACAAGGCCGGCCCCAGGCUCAGGCUCCUUCUUUCCACCCCGGCGUGGCCUCUUUCCAGCCUGGAGCAGCUGCUUUUGUGCCUGGACAGCAGUUCCAGUACGGCGGAUACCCCCAGUAUGGCCAGCAAUACGGACAGGGCUACGGCGGUUACCAGGGUUAUGAUCAGCAACAGGGCUACGGCCAAUACGGCGCAUACGCUCAGCAACCCGGUGGCUAUAACCAAAUCUACAACCAAAACUACAAUGGAUACCAGCAGAAACAACAAUUCUCCCAGCAGCCUCGCCAGGCCGCUCCCGCUUCCGCCCCCGCUCAACCUGCCCCGAAACCCGCCAGCACUGCCGCUCCCAAGGCUAAAGUUUUGAGCAUCGGUGGCGCCAGCGAUUCCCCUAACGCCCCGAAAACAAAGGUCCUUUCAAUCGGUACUCCCACGCCGGCCUCGACUACUCCCUCCUCCGAUUCCGGAUCUCUCGCCGAGGCUAAGGGCCCCGCAGCUGUUGAGGCUGCUUCCAAGGUGACCGCCGCCAAGGCUGUCGAGAAGACAGAAAAGAAGGCGGAGCAGAAGGCAGCUGCCAGUGGCAAGUCGUCCCCAGCUCCAUCAGGGCGCAACAGCCCUGGGCGAUCUAGCCCUUCCCGAGCAGAGAUUGCGAAGGAAAAGCGUGACGCAGAUGCUGUUGCUGCUGAGCAGAAAGCCGACGUCGACGAGGAGACGUUGAAGGAAAUCUACGGCGAGAAGAAGGAGCACGUAAACAUUGUUUUCAUUGGACAUGUCGAUGCUGGAAAGUCCACCCUCGGAGGAUCUAUCCUUUACGUUACUGGAAUGGUGGACGAGCGUACACUCGACAAAUACAAGAGGGAUGCAAAGGAAGCCGGUCGUGAGACAUGGUAUCUCUCUUGGGCCCUGGAUCUCACAAAUGAGGAGCGUGCUAAGGGAAAGACUGUCGAGGUUGGCCGUGCUCACUUCAAGGUCGACGUCCCAACUCCUGAUGGCGUUAUCGAAAGACAUUUCUCCAUUCUCGACGCCCCUGGCCACAAGUCCUACGUUCACCACAUGAUCGGUGGAGCUUCUCAAGCUGAUGUCGGUGUGCUCGUUAUCUCCGCCCGAAAGGGUGAGUACGAAACUGGUUUCGAGAAGGGCGGCCAGACUCGAGAGCACGCCCUGUUGGCAAGGAACACCGGUGUGCGGAAGCUUGUUGUCGCUGUCAACAAGAUGGACGACCCGACUGUUGAAUGGAGCCAGGAUCGUUUCAAGGAGUGCACUGUCAAGGUUUCCAAGUUCUUGGAAGCCCUUGGUUACAAGAAGGACGACCUGACUUUCAUGCCCAUUUCCGCUCAACGCACCUUGGGUGUUAAGGACCGGGUCUCCUCGGACGUUUGCCCCUGGUACAACGGACCUUCCCUCAUCGAGUAUCUCACCGAAAUGAAGAUGCCCGAGCGUAAUCUCAAUGCACCUUUCAUGAUGCCUAUCAGCACCAAAUACCGUGACAUGGGUACUAUGGUUGAAGGACGCAUCGAAGCUGGUGUCAUCAAGAAGAACGCGACUUGUAUCAUCAUGCCUAACCGCACGAAGGUUGAAAUCGCGGCGCUCUAUGGUGAGACUGAAGAUGAGAUCGCGACUGGAACUUGCGGCGACCAGGUGCGCAUGCGUCUUCGUGGUGUUGAAGAAGAAGAUCUGCUUCCUGGAUUUGUUAUGUGCUCGCCUAAGCGCCCAGUUCACUGUGUCUCUGCGUUUGAGGCGAAGAUUAGAAUCCUUGAUCUGAAGAGUAUCCUCACAGCCGGUUUCAACUGCGUUAUGCACGUACACUCCGCUGUUGAAGAAAUUACAGUUGCGGCUCUGCUGCACAAGCUCGAGCCCGGUACUGGACGCAGGAGCAAGCGUCCCCCACCAUUUGCUAGCAAGGGUCAGACGAUUAUUGCACGCAUUGAAAUCACCAGCGCUGCAGGUGCUGUCUGUGUCGAGCGUUUCGAGGAUUACAACCAGAUGGGUCGGUUCACCCUCCGUGACCAGGGUCAAACCAUCGCUAUCGGUAUGAUUACCAAGCUCAUCGAGGAGUAA